Molecule: messenger RNA, 3285 nt
Organism: Psylliodes chrysocephalus
Lineage: Eukaryota; Metazoa; Arthropoda; Insecta; Coleoptera; Chrysomelidae
Source: the annotation of a GenBank genome assembly
UUCUAAGAGUAAGUGUUCUGUGUUUUAUGUGUGGUUUGUCAGUCAAAAGCAAAACAGUAAAAAAUUGAAUUUUUAAUUUUUAAAGAUUAGUUACUUUAAUUUUAAAAUUAUUGCAAUAGAGACAUUUCUAGUGAAGAUUUUUAGAUCUAACUUACUAAUUAAUGGAUCUAAUAUUUAUAAAUGCAAAUUAGAAAAGAUUGAAUGAACUUGUAGAUUUCUAGAACACUGUACCAAGUCCAGAUCAAGUAUGGAUGAUGUGCCAAAUGCAGACAUAUGUAGAGUUUGUAGGUCAGAGGGUUUGUCUGACAGACCCCUUUUUCAUCCUUGCAUUUGUACAGGAAGUAUUAAAUGGAUACAUCAGGAAUGUCUAAUGCAAUGGAUGCGUUAUUCCAGAAAAGAAUACUGUGAGCUAUGUGGUCAUAGAUUUUCAUUCACUCCUAUUUACUCUCCUGAUAUGCCACGAAGAUUGCCAGUAAAAGAUUUAGCAGCUGGUUUGUUAUCUUCAAUUGCUACAGCUGUAAAAUAUUGGUUUCAUUAUACUUUAGUUGGUACAGCUUGGUUGGGAAUUGUACCUUUAACAGCAUGUAGGAUAUACAGAGCAUUAUUUGCCGACACCGUCGAUGCUAUAUUAACUUUGCCAUUCGAAAUGCUUUCAACAGAAAAUCUAGCUUCAGACAUAUUCCAAGGUUGCUUUGUAGUUACAUGCACUCUGUUUGCUUUUGCUGGUCUAGUAUGGUUGAGGGAACAGAUUUUACAUGGAGGUGGUCCAGAUUGGCUACAGAGGGAUAAUGUGCAGGAAGAACUACCUCGUGUAUUGGAAAACAUUCCAGAAGAGUUGCCAGACGAGGUGGAAGAAAAUGGUCGACAAGAUGCAGGCCCAGCAGCUCAAAUAAACCAAGAACAAGCUGAGGAAGGUGAUGUCAAUGCUGGGGAAGAUAAUAACUGGAUUCCAAUGGAAUGGGAUAGAGCUGCUGAGGAAAUUACUUGGGAACGACUUUUAGGUUUAGAUGGUUCUUUAAUGUUUCUGGAACAUGUGUUUUGGGUCAUCUCCUUAAAUACACUCUUCAUUCUGAUAUUUGCAUAUGCUCCUUAUCACAUGGGUCUUUUAACUCUCUCUAUCUUCAACAUGAGGGAUGCAGCCGCUGCUAGUCACUUUGAAGGAUUAUUAACUACACUAGUGGGAUAUUGUGCUGUGGGAAUUUGGUUUGUAAUUCUGCAUAGAAUUGCAGCUUGGAUGGGUUUUAACAAAGCCAAAAGAAUACUUGGUCUUUGUUAUGUGGUUGUUAAGGUAUCAAUGUUGAGUGUAGUUGAAAUUGGCAUUAUCCCUCUAGUUUGUGGUUGGUGGUUAGAUAUAUGUUCUUUGGCUAUGUUUGAUGCUAGCCUAAAAGAUAGAGAAAAUACUUUUAGAUCAGCACCUGGUACUUCUAUAUUCAUUCACUGGUUAAUAGGAAUGGUUUAUGUCUAUUAUUUUGCUUCAUUUAUAUUAUUACUAAGAGAAAUUUUAAGACCAGGUGUGUUGUGGUUUUUAAGAAAUUUCAAUGAUCCUGAUUUUAGUCCAAUUCAGGAAAUGAUCCAUUUGCCUAUUUUGGAGCAUAUCAGAAAAUUGCUUAUAUCGGCUGUCAUCUUUGGUAGUGCUGUUUUGCUUAUGUUAUGGCUUCCAAUUAGGAUACUUAAAGUUUUAUUGCCAACUUUUUUACCAUAUACCGUUUCAUUAAAUAACAAUGACUCACAAGUGAAUGAAUUAUCCUUGGAGUUGCUUCUGCUGCAAGUCAUUCUACCUGCUUUGUUGGAACAAUCACACACCAGAAUUUGGUUAAAAGGAUUGGUAAGGAGUUGGUGCCGAGUUGUUGCUUGGGCUCUUAAUAUCCAUUCCUAUUUAUUGGGUGAUAAUGAUAAAAAAGAAAGUCAGGAAGGUGAACAAAAUGGCAAUAAUCAACAGCAAAAUCAACCCGAAGUUGGUGCUGGACUUGGAGCCGUCCACCAAGCUUUAUUUAUGAUGGAACCUCCAAUUGGUUUUCAACCUUAUGUUAGACCUUCAUUCUUCAUAGCCAGGCUUGUAGGACUUCUUGUCAGCAUCUGUAUCUCCCUCGUACUGUCUAGCUUGAUUGCACUCACUGUACCAGUUUGGCUUGGCAGAAGUGUUAUGUCACUUUGGCUAGUAGGAGCUCCACCACCAGCCCCACAAAUAUCAGCAACAACAGACGCUCAGACUGAAGUAAAAGUACAUGAACUCUAUACAGCAGCCUGUGGCCUUUAUCUGUGCUGGUUAGCAGCUAGAGCUGUAAGCCUCAUUUUGGGUUGGUUGCCUCAAGGCAGGGCAGCCAUGAUUGACCGGCUUAAACAGUGGUGUAUACUCGGACUUAAAACAAUUAUAGCCAGCAUUAUUCUUCUGGGGAUUAUUCCUCUCUUAUUUGGUUUAUUGUUAGAACUUGUUGUUAUUAUACCACUUAGAGUGCCGAUUCACCAAACUCCUAUUUUAUUUAUAUGGCAAGAUUGGGCAUUAGGAGUUUUAUACACAAAAAUUGCCUGUGCUAUAACUAUGAUGGGUCCAGAUUGGUUUUUAAGAGCUGCAAUUGAGAGGGCUUAUAGAGAUGGCAUACGAGACAUGAAUUUGACUUUUAUUUUCAAAGAGCUCGCAGCUCCAGUUAUAGUUAGUUUUGGACUUGCUUUAGCAAUACCAUACGUCAUAGCUUACACAUUUGUUCCAAUAUUUGUGACAAAUUUACAACUUAGAAAUUUUAUAGCUAGAAGAUUGUAUCCAUUUUUACUUUUAGUUUGUGCAAUUACAGCUAUCAUAAAUCUUCAGAUCAGACAGUUUAAAAAACUAUAUGAACACAUUAAGAAUGAUAAAUAUUUGGUAGGGCAGCGAUUGGUAAACUAUGAUCACCACAGAAAAAAGACUCAAGCCUUAGGUUGAGGUGAAAAUGGAUUAAUUUGCCACAAUAAAUGCAUUUAGAAUAAAUACUUUUCUGGACUGAAUGUAAAAAUACAUAUUUUAAAAAUUGUCAUCUAAUUUUUUUCUUAUAUUGCCAUUGGCAUAAAUUGUAUAUGAUAUACAAGUCCUUUAUUAUUGUUGAGAUUGUAUCUAGAGUCAAAUACUGAAUUGUAAUUAUUAUAUUAUUCAAUUUAAUUAUAUUUUAAAAGGAUACCUAACAUAUUUAUUAGUGUUCGAUUGCGCUUUUUCUGUUUUAGUAAUAAUAAUCUUUAUUUCAGAAAAUGCUAACAUUGUUUACCUGUAGAAGAAAAAUUUACCAAGUAAUGAAAUAACGCCAUAGACAAAACUGG